GGCAAUACCUUGCAGACAAAAUGCUGAAACAGCCAGACAAGGACUUCAAACUGUCUCCCUUCCUGAGCUUUUCCCUUCGCUCUCUCCCCUCCUUUUUUGUUUCAAUAUUUAAUUGCAUUUGUUUCGGAAUUACUAGGCAACCCACCCCCAGAUGUGUAAUUUAAAAGUGAUGUGCUUGCAGUGAGAUUUUCAGGAUCUGCUCAGCAGAGCACCAUCAUGUGAUACUGGGAUAAGGUGGAGUUCGGCUUUAAGGGGGAGUCUCCAGCCUUCCUCACCAAUCUUUCGGAUCUCAGCUGGAGGAAUACCAGAGGAUCCUUCUCCUUUCCCUACUUCUCCGUCCAGCCUCCUGAGCCAGCCUCUGAGCACAUCAAAGACAGGCAGAGCAGUUGCAAGGCGGUGCGAGGGAGAUGCGACACCGAGGAGCGGGCUCGGCCGAGGGUCUCCUGACGGGCUGACGGGCGCGUUUGCAACUCCGGGAGCGGCUUGGAAGAAAGCGGCGGCGGCGGCUGCGAACGUCGUACGGCGAGUUGGAAACAACAUGAAUACUUCGGUUCUCACCCCCCUAGGAAAUGUUUCCGGUCACCUGAAUUUUUCGGAGAAGAACUCGCAGAUGUUGCAGUUUGAGGACGAGGAUUGCCACGUGCCUUUGGCCAUGGUCUUCACUUUGGCCUUGGCUUAUGGAACUGUGAUAAUUCUGGGAGUCUCAGGGAAUCUGGCCUUGAUUGUCAUUAUUUUAAAACAAAAGGAGAUGCGCAAUGUUACUAACAUCCUCAUUGUCAACCUGUCCUUUUCUGAUCUUCUAGUGACCAUUAUGUGUCUUCCCUUUACCUUUGUGUAUACUUUGAUGGACCACUGGAUUUUUGGGGAGGCCAUGUGCAAACUGAAUCCUUUUGUGCAAUGUGCCUCAAUCACAGUCUCAGUCUUUUCUUUAGUCCUCAUUGCUGUCGAACGCCAUCAGCUCAUCAUCAAUCCCCGUGGCUGGAGGCCGAACAACAGACAUGCCUACAUGGGGAUUGCUGCCAUAUGGAUUUUAGCCACAGCUUCCUCUUUGCCUUUCCUGAUCUACCACGUGUUAACGGAUGAACCCUUCAGAAACAUAACGUUUGAUGAAUAUAAGGACAAAUACGUGUGCUUGGACCUGUUCCCCUUGGACACUGCCAGGCUUUCUUAUACCACGACGCUUUUGGUGAUUCAGUACUUUGGACCACUUUGUUUUAUAUUUAUUUGCUACUUAAAGAUAUACAUACGAUUGAAAAAAAGGAACAACAUGAUGGACAAGAUGAGAGACAAUAAAUACAGAUCGUCUGAAACCAAAAGGAUCAACAUCAUGCUGAUCUCAAUAGUGGUUGCAUUUGCAGUUUGCUGGCUGCCUCUCACCAUCUUCAAUAUUGUGUUUGAUUGGAAUCAUGAAAUUCUGCCUGUUGCUACUUGCAGCCACAACUUGUUGUUCCUGAUUUGCCACCUCACUGCCAUGAUCUCUACCUGUGUGAACCCAAUUUUCUAUGGGUUUCUCAAUAAGAACUUCCAAAGGGACCUGCAGUUUUUAUUUCAUUUUUGUCAUUUCCGCUCCCGCGAGGAGGAUUAUGAGACAAUAGCCAUGUCCACCAUGCACACAGAUGUUUCAAAAACCUCUUUAAAGCAGGCAAGCCCAGUGGCAUUUAAAAAAAUAAAUAGUGAUGAUGAUGACAAAAUAUAAAGAAGUAAUAAAAAUUCCGUACCAAACUGCUGGAAGUGUGAUCGCAGGUGAAAUGUGUCCAAGGACAAGCACAAUUACAUAACAAGUACAAAAUGGGUAAUGUUUUUCUUCUUUUUCCAAGGAACUUUGAUUGUUGUCACUCUGAAAUUAAACGUUGUGCAUUUUUGCCCCUGUUACUGCUUUAAUGUUCAUAGCAGUUACAACUGAAUCUUAUUAUAAGGCAUAGUUGGACCUGCUACUGCCUAUGUUUUCAUCAGGUGUCUUUUGUUCUCUUUUCUUUGUAUAGUGAUGUGUGCUUUAGCACAAAGAUUUAUGUAUUGAUUUUUUUUUUUUUUUUUUCAAAUAAGUAGUUUUCAGGAGUGUCCUUCUAAUAUAAUUAGAAACAAUAUGAACUGCAGGGAGGCUGUCAGUACAGAGGACACUCAUCCCAGCAUAAAAUUAGGACCUUGAAGAGUUCUUUUUCUUUUUUUUUUUUUUUUUUUAAAUCUGUGUUUUGAUCCAUGUUAAAAUCCUGUAAAAUCAGUGUAGGCAUGAAGAAAAUGAUACUGUGAAACCUGUAGAAUAUGUUAAAUGGGGACAUGCAUUUGUCUCAUUCAUAGAGGCAAUUCAGGCUGUAAUUGCUUAGGUUCAAAGACAGGAUUAAGAGAGAAAUUCUGUUUUCAUUUAUGAGAAUAAAACCCUACAGUAAUUCCACAGAGCACAAUGGGAUAACUCUGAUGUUCCACCACAACAAAUGAAAGCACAAAUGGGCUUUCAGUCCCAACUGAUUUUAGCCAAUUUUAAUAAUACAGGCUUUUUAAUUUAAAAAGCCCAGACCCCAUUUUCAUUUGACAGCACUGACAAGAGUUAGUGUUGCUGGGAUGAACUGUACUGUCUGUCCCAAGCCCAUGAAUCAUCUAAUUUCUCCUUGAGACCUAUGUUCAGAACCUAAAGGAAGAUGAGACUGUUGACUGUACAGAUGAAAAUGAAAAUCAGGUCUGGUAUUAAAAAAAUAAGCUUUA
This is a messenger RNA of Columba livia (rock pigeon), 2697 nucleotides long. RefSeq names its product neuropeptide Y receptor Y1 (gene NPY1R). Bases 539 to 1696 code for a protein of 385 amino acids. NCBI's taxonomy places the organism in Eukaryota, Metazoa, Chordata, Aves, Columbiformes, Columbidae. Gene Ontology annotation, biological process: G protein-coupled receptor signaling pathway. The record is from RefSeq and is a predicted model, not a curated record. Gene Ontology annotation, molecular function: neuropeptide binding; neuropeptide Y receptor activity. Gene Ontology annotation, cellular component: plasma membrane; neuron projection. The transcript is spliced from 3 exons.